GACCGGCGGGGGACCAGUUUCCGGUGUGUGAUGUCACUCCUCUGUGCAUGCCUGAAAGAGUGGCUUCUUUAACAGAAAUUUGAUUCAGCAAACCAAUCACAAUGGGGAUAUUGGAGAAAAUUGCUGAAAUUGAGAAAGAAAUUGCUCGAACACAAAAAAACAAAGCCACUGAGUACCACUUGGGUUUACUCAAGGCCAAACUUGCAAAGUACAGAUCUCAGCUUCUUGAGCCCUCCAAGUCAGCUGGAGCUAAAGGUGAAGGUUUUGAUGUUAUGAAAUCUGGAGAUGCACGUGUUGCUCUUAUCGGUUUCCCUUCUGUGGGUAAGUCCACUUUUCUCAGUUUGAUGACUUCUACUGCCAGUGAGGCUGCCUCUUACGAGUUUACAACCCUCACGUGCAUACCUGGCGUUAUAGAGUACAAAGGGGCCAAUAUUCAGUUACUUGACUUGCCAGGAAUCAUUGAAGGAGCUGCUCAAGGCAAGGGCAGAGGUAGACAAGUCAUUGCUGUUGCCAGAACUGCAGAUGUUGUCAUCAUGAUGUUGGAUGCUACUAAAGGAGAUGUCCAGAGAGAACUUUUAGAGAAAGAACUGGAGUCUGUGGGCAUCAGGCUUAAUAGAACAAAACCAAAUAUAUAUUUCAAGCAAAAGAAAGGUGGCGGUCUCUCCUACAACUCAACAGUUCCUCUCACCCAAUGCUCAGAGAAGCUGGUUCAACUCAUCCUUCAUGAAUACAAAAUAUUUAAUGCAGAAGUCCUUUUCAGGGAGGACAGUACGCCAGAUGAAUUCAUUGAUGUCAUUGUGGGGAACAGGGUCUACAUGCCGUGCCUUUAUGUUUACAAUAAAGUGGAUCAGAUUUCCAUUGAGGAGGUGGACCGUCUCGCUCAUAGACCCCACAGUGUAGUCAUCAGUUGUGGGAUGAAAUUGAACUUGGAUUACCUUUUGGAGACGUUGUGGGAAUACCUGGCCCUCAUUUGUAUUUACACAAAGAAGAGAGGCGAGAGACCAGACUUUAAUGAUGCCAUCAUUAUGAGAAGAGGAGCAUCUGUUGAGCAUGUGUGUCAUCGAAUCCACAGAACCUUAGCUAGCCAGUUCAAAUAUGCCUUGGUUUGGGGAACCAGCACCAAGUACAGUCCCCAGAGAGUGGGUUUAACACACAUCAUGGAGCAUGAAGAUGUCAUCCAGAUUGUAAAGAAAUAAAACUGAGGCCUUAUUAAGCACAAGGAACUCAGGAGGCAAGACUUAUGUUAAGAUAUACAACCAAGAAAAAAAACACAAUUAUCAUUUUAUAGAGUUUACUAAACUGGGAAAAGAUUUGUGUUAAACUAGCAAAGAGAAAUAAGGGCAUUUGAAGAUGGAUUUUAUGAAAAGCAAUAUUCUAUAACAUAACAUAUGAAAGUGAGAAGUGAAAUGUUGAAGAUAAACCUUGGAUCCUUAAAAAUGUAAUCAACACAUGUACAUUAAAUUUGGUAUACGCUGUUGUUAUAAUGUUGGAAUAUAUAAACCCUGAUUGGAAAAGGAAAAGGAUGAAUAAU
Molecule: messenger RNA, 1531 nt
Organism: Periophthalmus magnuspinnatus
Lineage: Eukaryota; Metazoa; Chordata; Actinopteri; Gobiiformes; Gobiidae
Gene: drg2
Product: developmentally regulated GTP binding protein 2
Exons: 14
Coding region: 102-1196 (364 amino acids)
Biological process (GO): cytoplasmic translation
Cellular component (GO): cytoplasm
Molecular function (GO): GTPase activity; GTP binding
Source: RefSeq, a predicted model, not a curated record